Molecule: messenger RNA, 5645 nt
Organism: Xenopus laevis (African clawed frog)
Lineage: Eukaryota; Metazoa; Chordata; Amphibia; Anura; Pipidae
Gene: elfn1.S
Product: extracellular leucine-rich repeat and fibronectin type III domain containing 1 S homeolog
Exons: 5
Coding region: 1707-4118 (803 amino acids)
Cellular component (GO): membrane; synapse
Source: RefSeq, a predicted model, not a curated record
GUGAAUGGAUAUAGAAAGGCAGAGAGAGGGCUAAAGGGGCAGUGGGUGGAGGUGCAGAUCUCCCUGUUCUCCAAACAAUCUCUGAUCUCUAUUAACUUCCCAUUCCAUUCUGAGGAUCAACAUGCUGCUGGUGUUUUAACUUCCACACCCCCCUCCUCUCUUCCAUCAGGACUCCUACAAUAAAACCUUAACAUCCCAACUCUCUCUCUCACACACACACAGAAAGAAGAAUGCGUAAUUCCCCAAGAACUGCCCCUGAAAUCGCUCUGUCGGAGCUGCCUGGUAUUUCCCAGCAGAGCCCUCUCUUGGAAUAGAGGAGACCCCGAGACGCUCACUCAAGACUUGCCUUUGAAUCAAUCGCCUCGCGUUUGAGCGACUGUUUGAAGCGACUGUUUUUAAGUCCUUGACGCAGUGACGAGCUGCAGCUCUGUGUUCGGGCCGCGUCCAGCCCUUGGAUCUGUCUUGGAGAAGCGUCAAGUCUUUCUAGGCAGCUGCUGGGGAGAUUGCUGCCCUCAAGGGACUUGCCCACAAGGAGCCUUCAUGUCUGAAGCAGGUAAGUGGCUGCUACUGGGCUAAGAGCUGUGUCGGUUCAGGCUUUCCUGCCGCAGUGUAGAACAGCUUCCCGCACAAGCGCAUCCUGAAUGUAAUCGCUAUAGAUCCAGCCAACGACUCUGGUCCAUCCCCCCUCGCCCUUAUUAUUAUAAGCUGUGAAGGGAGGGAUGUCUGUCAGCGACAAUCCCAGUCACCUAUAUCUAUAUCUAUAUCACAAACUGUAGGACGGGAGAAUAAUUAAAUCCAGUGGCUGGUGAGUUCAGGAAGGGAAAGGGUUAAUUUCCACCUACAUCUGGGGCUCCAUCUGUGAUAGGAGAGAAGGAGGCAGAGAUGUGAGCGUCUUUGUGCGUCUUGUCGCUCAACUUCAUUCCGGGAUCGGGACGUCUGUAGCGUGAGACUGGUGUACAAAUAUAUUUCUUCUGGAGUCUCGCCCAUGAUGGAGUUUCCGUUAAAAAUAUUUCCAGGAUUGAAAUAUUAAAGAGAAUAAAUUAUUUAUUUCCUGGAGUUGAAGAUAGUGUUGAGGAGGGUUUUAUGCCUCUAAAGCACUCAGAUCCUCAGUAGAUACAAAAACAAGAAAUUCAUGAACAUCACAAGGAUUAAUGCUACUUUUCGGAAAAAGAUCUAAAAUCUAAGACCAGAAACAAAGGUUUGAUUACCUAUUUGGAAAUUUUGGCUGCAGUCUGAAAAAUGAAACAAUGCUAAUUUGCCAGCAGAGCCUGUUCAUGUGGAAACCAGCACUGGACUUACUUAUUAAUCCCCAAACACCUUAUUUCUUGAGAUCACAAACAUCACUCCGUAAGGGGCAUGUGUGAUUCCAAGUACCUAAGUGGAAAAUGAUAUAAACGUCAUGAAAUUCACGACAAGGGAAUAAAGCUGUCAUCUGUAAAGAUCACUUGGACCGUAUGCCUAAAUCUUCGAUGGCUACAAAGUUUGCUGUCAACAUGCACAAAGAACUGGCUUCCAGCUGCCCUUCAGAGUAGACAAAGAACCUGUUCACCAGAAGUCUUCCUUUUGAAAAAUAAAAGACUGAGCAUCAGCUUCCCAUGUGCUAAGCACAUUUGAACGGACAGAUGUGGAGAAAAGUAACAGGAGAGUUAAUCUCCAUAAUAUUGAUAUAUAUUUUUAGAAGAAUAUAAGAAAGGACUUCCCUAUCUAUGGCAGGUCACAAAGGAAUGGUAAUGCCAGCACUCUGUCUGUGGGUGCUUGCACUGUGUGCCCUCAUUUACACAGGUCAAGUACAGGCAGACUGUUGGUUGAUUGAAGGUGACAAAGGAUUUGUUUGGCUUGCUAUUUGCAGCCAGAACCAACCACCCUAUGAGGCUAUACCACAGCACAUUAACAGUACUAUAGUGGACUUAAGACUCAAUGAGAAUAAAAUAAAGAGUGUUCAUUACUCAUCCCUGAGCCGUUUUGGUAACCUGACGUACCUCAACCUCACCAAGAAUGAGGUAUCCUACAUUGAAGAUGGAGCUUUUGCAGGUCAGUUCAAUUUACAAGUGCUCCAGCUUGGUUAUAACAGACUAAGAAAUCUCACUGAAGGAAUUUUAAGAGGACUUAACAAGUUGGAGUACCUCUACCUCCAGGCAAAUCAUAUUGAAACAGUGACUCCUAAUGCCUUCUGGGAGUGCCCCAAUAUUAUGAACAUUGACUUGUCUAUGAACUACAUCCAGAGGCUAGACAGCAACACUUUUGUAAGCCUCAGCAAGCUGACUGUUUGUGAAUUGUACAGUAAUCCUUUUUAUUGUUCUUGUGAACUCUUAGGCUUCCUGAAGUGGCUUGAGAUUUUCACCAACAUGACCCGCACUUUUGACCGCAUGCAGUGCAAUUCUCCACCAGAUUAUAAUGGUUACUAUUUGUUGGGUCAAGGUCAAACUAAAUAUCGAAAUGCUCUUGGCAUGCUGUCUGCUCUCUGCACUGAUGGUUCAUAUACACUUAUGCCCCACAUUAUAUCUCCCAAGUAUCAAGUUACCACUGGUCCACCAGAUAACGGAUGUUCCGAAGAGGACUGCUAUUCUGGAGAUGGCACUACACCCCUAAUUGAUGUACAUACUCCUUCUAUCAAUCCUAAAUUCAGCCUCAAAGUUAAUCUUAACACUGAGACACACACAGAUGCAAUUCUUGUGGCAGAAAUACCUUCUCCAUAUAGCAAAAUGUACAUCUUGGUCCAAUACAACAAUAGCUUCUUCACAGACAUUCAAAAACUUAAUGCUGAAAAAGAAUUCAUUAAAUUGGAAGGGUUAAAAGCCAAUACAAAUUAUACAUACUGUGUGGCAUCCAUUCGUAAUGCUCUCAGGUUCAACCACACCUGCAUAGCCUUUUACACUCGCAGCCAUACCAAAACAGAAUCAGUGCCUACUCCAUCCACUGCCACACACUAUAUUAUGACUAUCCUUGGCUGUCUGUUUGGUAUGGUCAUAAUACUUGGUAUAGUGUAUUACUGUCUGCGCAAAAAACGUCAGAAGGAAGAAAAGCACAAAAAGUCAGGUGGUAACAUGAAAAAAGCAAUCAUUGAGCUUAAGUAUGGUCCAGAAAUGGAGACCCCAAGCAUAACUCAGCUGUCCCAAGGGCAGAUGAUGAGUGCAGAAACAAUAGCCCGCAUUCAAUACUUGCCUUCAGUUGGAGAGGUUGAGCAGUAUAAACUGAUAGAAACCAGUGAGACACCUAAAGCUACAAAGGGAAACUAUAUGGAGGUACGAACUGGUGAACAACCAGAGCGAAGAGACUGUGAGCUUUCCAUGCCACCAGACACACAGAGCUCUGUGGCAGAGAUAUCCACAAUUGCUAAAGAGGUGGACAAAGUUAACCAAAUUAUAAACAAUUGUAUAGAUGCCUUGAAAUCUGAGUCCACUUCCUUCCAGGGAGUUAAGUCAGGAGCUGUUUCUACAGCAGAGCCCCAGCUAGUUCUAAUAUCUGAGCAAAUUCCAAGCAAACAUGGUUUUCUGUCUCCAGUGUACAAGGAUAGCUACUCCCACCCACUGCAGCGACAUCAUAGCAUGGAAGUUCCUCAAAAACGCUCAAGCACCUCUUCUAGCGGCUCUGUUCGUAGCCCCAGAUCAUUUCGUUCAGAGGGCUCAGCUCACAAAUCUGAAGCAAAAUACAUUGAAAAGACCUCCCCGACUUCUGUAACCAUCCUCACUGUGACACCAGCUGCUGCUAUAUUGAGAGCAGAAGCAGAGAAGAUUCGCCAGUACACAGAGCAUCGACAUUCCUAUCCUGGCUCACAUCAAAGUGAGCAACAGCAGCCACCUCCUAUUCCACAUGACAACCUUGGAGGGCGUAAACCUUCCAUACUGGAACCUUUAACCCGUCCUCGGCCCAGGGAGUUGGCAUAUUCCCAACUUUCCCCCCACUAUCACAAUUUUAGCUAUACGUCCAGCCCAGAGUACACCUGCAAACCUUCCCACAGCAUCUGGGAGCGUUUCAAACUGCACCGCAAGCGCCACAAAGAGGAAGAGUAUAUGGCGGCCGGCCAUGCCUUGCGUAAAAAGGUCCAGUUUGCCAAAGAUGAGGAUCUCCAUGACAUCCUAGACUACUGGAAGGGCGUCUCUGCCCAGCACAAGUCCUGAGUCUUUUAACUCUCCCAUUUGCCUCCAGCUACUCGUGACUUGAUUACUUUCAUUACCCUUAACCCUGUCCCAGCCAGAGAGGCCAGCAGAGCAUUCACUGUGGAAACACUCUGCAGGUCUCUUUAGCGGAAAUGUGGUUAACAGGACCAAACUCAAACUAUCAGCAGCUAAUUUUUACUCAAAACUGUCUAUAAGAAUGAACAAGAAAUAUAUGAUUAUUAUAUAUCAUAUAAAAAAAUGUAAUUGCUUACAAAAAAACUCACAAUUGUGAGCAUAUGCACCAAAUUAAAAAACAAAAAAAAUGCUAAAACUGUGAAGAGGAGUUAAUUUUUUAAACAAAAUAAGCGAAAAAAAUAUAUAAAAAGUCAGUUUUGGGAAGGGAUUUGAACUUUGUUUGCAUUAUCGCAUGUAAUUUCAUAAUCUGACUUGCGUGGUUUGACUUGUGUCCUAUUUUGUUUCUUUCCACCAUCACCACAGGAUAAAAAUGAACUUACAAAAGACAGUAACUUUUUUCUUUAUGUUGAUUUCUUAUUCAAUUGAGUCUUCCAGUGCAGACUUUGCCUAGAAGGAGGCUCUCGUAAAAACACAUGCAGCUGCAUUCAAAACUGUGAUCUCUAUAAUACUGUACAGAUAAAAAAAUUCUAUAUUUGCUGUAAAGAGAGAGAAAAAAUGCUAUACUUAUAUCUUAAUCCUUUGGCAACUGAUGUGGCUUAUAAUGCAAACCAUUAGAAGCCUCACCUUGAAGUCAAAGGGCUAAAAGGAUUUAUCCUGUUUGUAUCAGGUUUUGUUGUUUUUUAUUAUUUCACUUUAUUUUAUUUUUUUUUAAAGAAAAAUAAUUCUUUGUUUUUCUUGGGUUGGUUGGACUUUUUCUUCGUUUUAUGAUUGUCUUCUAGUUUUGAAUGGGAUGAACUACAAUGAUAAAUAGAGAAGACAACCCUACUGAAAAUCUGGAAUCCUGCCUAUUAUUGCUAGGGUGGGUGGGGAAUGAACUUGGUCUUCUCCAACGUUGUUUGCCCGUAUAUUAUUCUGUAAACUGUGGAUACAUUAAAUGUGAGCUGGAUUAAGGGUAACAUGUUCAGAGAAAUCCUAUGUGCCUUGCCAAGGGUGUUAAUGAUAGACAGUGUUAGAAAAUCUCUAUUUCUGGACAAAGACAAUAUCCCCAGAACCUGAGUGAACCCUUAAAUGAUUUUAAACAAUCCAGAUAUUGAAGAUAUCCCUAAGUGAGAACAGAUGACUUGGCCAGUUAUUCAAAUGUAUCUCCCUUAGCACUUGGAAAUGCCAGUAACUGAGAAUGAUUGCUGGAAAGCCAAUAAAAAAAGAAAAUGUCUCAUGGGUUGGAAUUCCAUUGGUGCUGUGCUGUAUUGAUGUCUAAGUGUGGACUUACUUUUAAUGAGAGAUAAAGCAGUUUUAUUAUACCUUAUUAUACUUUAUUAUUAUAUUUGAUUCAUUUAUUGAGUUGAUUUGCAAAAGAUGGUCUAUCACCAAUCUAAAAAAUAUUAUCUAUUAAAUAUUAGAAUAUGGAGGUUA